Molecule: messenger RNA, 21330 nt
Organism: Podarcis lilfordi (Lilford's wall lizard)
Lineage: Eukaryota; Metazoa; Chordata; Lepidosauria; Squamata; Lacertidae
Source: the annotation of a GenBank genome assembly
AUGUGGCGUUUCUUGGGGCUGCUUGUUCUCUGCAGCCUGGUCAGCCCCUCACAAGGAGGCCCAAAAGGACUUUCACAUGGGAUCGUGUCCAUCGUCAGUCCGGCCACUGCUCUCAAAUGUAAGAAUGCUUCGUGACUCGUGUUUGCACUGGUUAGGCGCGAGUAGCUCCCUUUUCUGCUUGCUCCGAAUCACGUCCGUUGAAAACUGGUACCACCUAAACUUGUGAAAGAACCUUUUUAUUAAUUUCCAUGGAUGUUUUCAGGAAGGAGGUGAUUUGCUGCCCGUUGCCGACACCUGCUUAUUUCUUUCCUUGGCACCACCAGGGUGCAAGGCGUUUGACGGAGCGGCAGUCAGAAAGACUUAGGGGUUAAAGCCAAGAGCUUUGUGGGAGCUAUGGAAAGGGGCUUGGGAGAAGGAAAAGAGGCAUGUUCUGGGAAGCAUCUUUCAGGGAUAAGUGUCAACCACAAGGGUGAAGCAGCAGAGACCUUCAAGGAAGCCCAAGGAUGCUUCAGGGAGCUGAGUUUGGUUGAGCUGGAGAAAUAGGAGUCCUGGAGGGGAGAUAGUUUGAGUUAUGAGAACAGAGGGGUUGGCAUGGCGACGUUUUGAAGGUCCAGGUGGAGAAAUUUGUGCUGGGUGUGGUAGUGGACAGGAAGGCAAUCUGGGUAUUUAAGGAAGGCCAUCACAGUUGUUUUGAAGAGCAGGUUUGUGAACAGAGGAGACUGAGCUGAGCUGUGAUGUUCAGGUGGGGGAGCCGUGAGUUGACCUGGGCUUACAGCACAUCUUGCAUCUUGCUAUCACUGUUCUUCUUGACUGCUGCCAAAAGAGGCAUCUACAUGCUUUACAAGUGCAAAAGCCAAUUUCGCAAACAUUGCAAUAUAAAGCUCCCUAAUUCAAAUAGUAACCACAGAGCCUAGGACUUGCCGAUCAGAAGGUUGGCGGUUCAAAUCCCCGCGACGGGGUGAGCUCCCAUUGCCUGGUCCCUGCUCCUGCCAACCUAGCAGUUCGAAAGCACGUCAAAGUGCAAGUAGAUCAAUAGGUGUGGUACCUUGGGUUACAGAUGCUUCAGGCUACAGACGCUUCAGGUUACAGACUCCGCUAACCCAGAAAUAGUACCUCAGGUUAAGAACUUUGCUUCAGGAUAAGAACAGGAAUCGCAGCGCAGCGGUGCAGCAGCAGCAGGAGGCCCCGUUAGCUAAAGUUAAGAACAGGUUAAGAACAGUUUCAGGUUAAGAACAGACCUCUGGAACGAAUUAAGUUCUUAACCCGAGGUACCACUGUAGUAUGCAAUGAAUCAAACUCACUAAAAUAUGCAGCAACAGAAACCCCAUCUUUAAAAAAAUAACAGCAGUUUUUAAAAGGUUGAGAAAGGUGUGUCAUCACCUGCCUUUGGGAGCCCCAGAGUACUUUGGGUAAAAUUUAGCCAUGUUAGAAUUUCUACAACAUUUUUGCAGCUGCCUUAGCAUGUCGUCUGCCUAACCAGCUAAGGUUGCAAUCCUAGAUACAUUUACUGUUGAGUAGACAUGGAUAGGAACGGGCUGCGAGACCGUGCCCUUUGCGUAUCUUCUCCUCUGCUCCAAAGUUCACCACCCCAUUCCUUCCAUCACAUCAUCUGCAGGGCCCUGAGCCCUGGCAAAAAAGAAACAAGAUUUCUUGGACCAGUUUCCAGCAUAACAUUUCCUGAAAGUCAUUGCAAUAAGGCUGAAUGGCUCAUUGAACAUUUACUUUGAUUUACCUGGGACGCGGGUGGCGCUGUGGGUUAAACCACAGAGCCUAGGACUUGCUGAUCAGAAGGUCGGUGGUUCGAAUCCCCGUGACGGGGUGAGCUCCCAUUGCCUGGUCCCUGCUCCUGCCAACCUAGCAGUUCAAAAGCACGUCAAAGUGCAAGUAGAUAAAUAGGUACCGCUCUGGUGGGAAGGUAAACGGCGUUUCCGUGCGUUGCUCUGGUUCGCCAGAAGCUGCUUAGUCAUGCUGGCCACAUGACCUGGAAGCUGUACGCCGGCUCCCUCGGCCAAUAAAGCGAGAUGAGCGCCGCAACCCCAGAGUCGGUCACGGCUGGACCUAAUGGUCAGGGGUCCCUUUACCUUUUUACCUGAGAACACUGCUUUGGUGAGAGAAAACUGGUAGAGAAAUACAAUAUAAUGUAUCUCAGUGUUCAGUAAACACUGAAAAUGGUGUGUGUGUGUGUGUGUUUAAUAGUUGCCAGAGGUGAAACUGCAUAGUAUGUAAUAACAGACAACCCAUGCCAAGCGAAUUAUUUUCCACCCACAAGAUCCUGUGCCGUGAUCCUGUUCCUGUAUGUUUCAGAUGUCUCCUCCGUCUUCCUUCGGAACGAGCUUCUCCAGAGCCACUUCUUGGCCAUUCAGUUCCCAGAUGUCCCUCACAAAGAUAAGCACCCGGAAAACUGGAUUAAGGAGUAAGUAAAUGACGAGGCAUUUGCAGCACCAUAUUUCAGAGUGGAAGGGGAAUCGAGGAAAAGAGCCGGACCCAAAGGAGGCCUUGUGCUGGUUCCAAAAGGGCCUUUAUCUCAUUUUCUAGAACAGCAGGGAGCAUGCUGUGAUAAUUCAAUGUAGUUCUUGGCUGGCUUUGUUCAGGGCUCGCCAGGAAUACAUCUGAAUUUAUUUAUUCCUUUUAGCACCUGACUGCUUAAUCUCCUUUGGCUUUUGUUAGCCCAACCUCAAAGCCAGAUGAGGUGCAAAGAGAACAUGGCAGACGUAUAAAAGCGAACUUUGAUGCCCAAAGGAGCCAAGUCCCAUCCUUUCCCCCCCCCAAAAAAAACCCAAAGAAGACAACCUCCAAGAUCAAGGUGGCCAGAGGUCAAUGGGUGCAAGUGGUCACUUGGAACGAGGCAAUUGAUAGUAUAGAAUUUACCCCCAAGAGACCUCUCAGCUAAAGGGGCAAAGUGGACACGCCCCUCUUUAAGCUGCACCAAUCUUUUGAGAAAUGUGAAUUGCAGGUGCUGGGAGAACCUGCCCACACCUGGGACCCUGCAAGGCAUGGAGAAGGACUUAAAAACUCCCCCCACUCACUGCCACCUUGGUUCUUCAUUUUCUUCUCUGAAGGAUACCAGCGUAAUUUUCUGGUAUUAUUUUUACAUUAUAGUAAAUCCUGUAAGAAGGGUUUAAACGACAGACAUGGAAAUUGCAGGCUGAUGCGGAAAUCUGGUGAAGUUAAUUUAAGAUUGGGGGGGAGAGAGAGAGAAUUUGGGUGAAUAUAAAGUUGACCAAUUCAUGCAUCCCUACCUCCUCGUUUUGAUGCUAUAGGAGAUGGAGAGGGGAGAAAUCUGUCUCUAGAUACGUUCUCCAGUUCAUGCAUGAUUUUAUAAAUUUCUGUCAUGUAUCCUCCCUGGCAAUCCUUCCCCUUUCCUUUAAUCACAUGAGUUCAGUUGUGCCCAAGCGCAGCAAGGCUUGCAUGCUCAAUGUCAAACCUUUAUUGGCAUAUCAACAAAAUUCCAGCCCGUGCCACUCAAGGAGAAGACCUUAAGCGUUUUCAGCUGUUAUGUUCACCAUGGACCACUCAGAAGAGCAUCAUCUGCAUCAGGCCAAAGGGACCGUCUAAGCCAGCAUCCUGUUCUCACAGGGGCCAACCAGAUGCCCAUUGUGGGGAAACCUGCAAGCAGGAUCCGAGCACAAGAACAACUCUCCCUUCCUGAGGUUUCCAGAAAGUGGUACUCAGAAGCAGUGCUGCCUCCGAUUGUGGAGGCGGAUCAGGGCCUUUCUGGCUAGGAGCCCCCAAUAGGUCUCUCCUCCAUGACUUUGUCUCAACCUCUUUUAUAGCCAUCCAAGUUGGUGACAACCACUGUCUCCUGUGGGAGGAAGUUCCAUAGUUUUAGUUAAACAAAAACCACCAAAGGUCCACCUUCAGUGAGUUGUGGGUUGCCAUUACAUGGCCACUCAGAGAAGAGAAUUGUUGUGGCCCUGUGACAAGACAACGGACAGGCUGCCAUGACCUCUGAUCUGAGAGGUUGGCACGGAGCCUACCUGAAAUAAAGGAUCUCUUUUACCUCUUGUGUACACAAACACUUCUCCCAAGUCCAGGCUCUUGUUGAUCUCAGAUAUCUUAAAGGACAAGUGAGAGGUUGAAGUGAGCGUAAAAAGAACCAUCUGGAGCUCUUCCCCCUGUUUCCGCCCUUGGGUGCAAUUGAGCAAUAUUGCAAUCCAUGCCACGGAGAGGGUGUUUGCUCAGAUUCAGUUUGCUCUUAUGCUUUCUCAAAGGUCAGUCGCGGGGAGAGCAAGAUGCUGGACUAGAUGAGCCAUGGCCCUGAUCCAUCCAAUGUUCUUCUUAUGUUCUUAAGUUCUUACCAGUUUGCGGGAGGGGGCGAAUGGCAAAGCUACUACCAUCACUGGAUAAUAAUAAUAAUAAUAAUAAUAAUAAUAAUAAUAAUAAUGGGCUACAUUGACUCAGCCUUCUAUAGGAGCUGGAUUCUAAUAUCUGAAGGGCUCCAGGUUCCUCACCACUGCUUGACCACCAGCUCCCAGCUGUAAAGUGGAUUAUCUCAUGCUCUUGAAUUUGAGUGAGCCCCCCGCAUCGCCACCACCCCAGCAUUAGUCCCCCCCCAAUAUAUAGCCAGCCAUGGCCAACUGAACGCCCACUUCAUUUCUCUCUGCUGCCUGGUUUUCAAUCUUCAGGUUGCAUGUCGUGAGGGUCUUCACUCCAUCGGUCAGUCUGGAGCUGUAUGAAAAGGUAGAUUCCUUAGUGUGCAUCAAGGCAAGAUUUCAUCUCAGCGGUAAAUUGUGAGUUUCACCCCCUUUCCCCCUCCCCCUGCAUGCUUUCCGCCUAUUUCAUUGCUACUGGUUGCCUUUGUUUUGGGUGGGUUGCUUCCCAAGUUAAGGCGUUCCUCUGUGGAUAUUGUAGGGGAGGGUCUGGGAGGCACGAUUUAUCACUUGCAGGGUUGAACAUUUUGUUCCCCUGUUGUUGUUGUUGUGGUUGUUGUUGUUUUAAAGUGUUCUGUCCAAGUGGCACUGCCAGUUCAGGUGGGGGUCCACAAGACUGUGACCUGGGAGCAAGCAAUCAUUAAGAAAUGUGCCAUCCACCAGGUACAGAAAGCCAUAGGACAAGCCCCACUGGUCAGACCAAAGGCUCAUUGACCUUGACAUCCUGGUUCCAACAGAAGCCUUUGCAGGAUGCUCACGAACAGGGCAGGAAGGUGUUAGCUCCUUCCUGGUGUUUGUUCGCAGCCACUGGCCUUCAGAGAUCUGCUACUGAACCCAUAAGUCUGAGCAAAACUGGUUAACACCACUGGGUGGCAAUGACUUGCCGGAGCUCAGCCCUUGGACUAUAUAUGCUUAGGUUCAGCAUAAGGCAGCUGCCAGCUGAUCAUUUUAAGUAGGACCACAGGCCAGAGGUCUCUAUAUAGGGCAAGCUUUGGACACAAGCCAUAGAACCCCAAAUACUGAUGCUCUCUGCUGGAUUAAAAACAUAAUGCUUUGCCCAGAAGCACAGUGGUUUGGCUGGCGGUUAAGGAAUGCAGUGGGGGAGGAAUCUCACUGGGGUUCUGUUCAAUGUCUCUUCAUCUCCUAGCUUUUUCGGCAAACACUUUGAGCGGAUUGACAUCAUCCUAGACGUAGACAUAAAAGCAGAAGUCAGGUUUGAUGCCUUUUUUGCGGGCGGCUUCCACAUCAGACUGCAAGUGUGCAAGAGUGAAUUCGCAAUCGCAAGGAUCAUCUGCCCUUCGCAGUAAGUGCUGACGCAAUUCGCUCAACGUGCUCGUUCCUACAGUUUCGUCUGCAUGCUUUUGGCUGAGAGAGCUGCCAAAGUUGGUCCCGGAAUCCUUUCAGGAAACCAGAUCCCUUCCCAGCCGCAGCACACACUCGGCUUCACUGCCCAAAGGUGGUGUUGUGGGACUAUCAAAGGAUAACCAUUCAAAUAAGUUUUGAGACAUUCCUUAUUUUGUUUCAUUGCUUGCUGCUUGUCAUCCUGGGCUUCUUUAGGAGGAAGAGUAGGAUAGAAAUGUAAAAUAUAACAAUACAGUACAGUACAGUACAGUACAGUACUACAAUAUCAAUAACAAUACUGAAAGCAUGUUUACAUUCCAAGCAAUGCAAAAAUAUCAUUAGUGGCAGAAGGAACUUUGCUUCUCCUGGCAGCAUGACUAGAGAUUAGGGCUGGGCAAUAUAUUGAUACAGUGGUACCUCUGGAUGCGAACGGGAUGCAACCUGCGUCUGCGCGUGCACAGGUCACGAUUUGCCGCUUCUGCGCAUGCGCGUGAUGUCAUUUUUAGCAUCUGCACAUGCGCGCAUGGCGAAACCCAGAAGUAACGUGUUCUGUUACUUCCGGGUCUCCGCGGAGCGCAACCGAAAAAUGCUCAACCUGAAGCAACUUUAACCCGAGGUAUGACCCGAGGUAUGAAAUCCAUAUUGUGAUAUCGGUUUCAUAAUUUUUGACCUGGCAAUAUAUCAUGAAUCAUGGUGUGUGUGUGUGUGUGCGCUCGCGCGUGCGUGCUAUGUAAAAUUCGCAAUGGGGGGGAAACCGUGAACCAGCCAAUGCUUCUCUCAGUUCCUGCAGCCCUUGGUAACUGUAUUGGUCCAGGGUUAAUUCUGCCUCAUUCAGGGAGGCAAUAAAUCACAAGAGCAGGUGCCAGCAAAAAUCGCAAUGCGGGGAAAACACGAUGCAGCCCAACUUCUCCAGUUCUUGGAAGUGUCUUACACAUCUGUAAGAUAAGCUUUGCACUCACCAAGAAUGUGGGCUUCAGAAUGAGCUUAUAACAAGCUGCUGCCGUCCCAGACCCUUUCCUUCCCUCUUUUCUUACUUGCUUUUUCCUGCAGCUUGUCGGUGAAUAAUGUGAGGCCCGUUGUAACGACCAUCCUUGCAGCAUCAUUCCACAAGAUGGUGAGUUGCAGCUCCAUGGACCCUGUGUGUUUCAGCCAUGAAAGAGGGUUAAAUAAGUCUUGGGGAUAUCAUAAUACAUAUAUUUGCAGAUUACCAAUGUAGACAAGAUGCCCCUACAAUGAUGUCUUCGGGUGCUUUUUAAAGAAAAAUAAAAAUCGGGGGGCUCAAUCAAUUUUCCAGCUGGCAUCCUGUAUUAGCCAUUGUUUGCUCUGUUGGAGAAACCACAACUUGUGUAUAACUGGAUUGUUAUUGUUGUUUAGUCGUUUAGUCAUGUCUGCCUCUUCGUGACCCCCUGGACCAGAGCACGCCAGGCACUCCUGUCUUCCACUGCCUCCCGCAGUUUAGUCAAACUCAUGCUGGUAGCUUCAAGAAAACUGUCCCACCACCUCGUCCUCUGUCGUCCCCUUCUCCUUGUGCCCUCCAUCUUUCCCCACAUCAGGGUCUUUUCCAGGGAGUCUUCUCUUCUCAUGAGGUGGCCAAAGUCUUGGAGCCUCAGCUUCAGGCCCUGUCCUGAAGCUGAUUUCAGAGCUGAUUUCCUUCAGAAUGGAGAGGUUUGAUCUUCUUGCAGUCCAUGGGACUCUCAAGAGUCUCCUCCAGGGGUUGAGGAUCACUCCAUGGGAACUGUGGCACAGGUCCAAACUCGCCAUAAGGCAUAAGCGCAAAGCCUAAAUUCCAAGUUAAAAUGGCCAGAGAGGGAGAACAGAACCAUGGACAGAGCAAUAGUGGGGUCCAGUGAUCGAUGCAAAGAGCAUGAAUUCUUACUCCUGGAGAUGUUUUGAAGACAACCCAGAAGCAAACAAGCUCAAGGGUGAGAAACCAAGGCUUCUCCUUUGUCUCCCUUGCCUUGCAUUUCAGGUGUGCACAGCAGUGGAAGUGGUCAUCAACGUCUCAGGGGUCGAUUUUCUACACACUGCCAAUGGUGAGUUACUUUGACUAGCUGCCAAAGCGUCUCUCUCCUUCGUUCUCCUUGCCAACUUCUUGAAUGUUUGUUCCUCUUUCUUCUAGAAAAGGAGCCACAAAAGGCUCCUGGGCCUCAGUGCUUAUGGGCAGCAUAAACUUUCGUUGUCAGCAGCAUCAGUGCUUUAUAAAUGCAUUGGUUAAAUGCAUACAUUCAGCUACAAGGCCGUGGUAGAUAAAGAGGCAUAAAAGAAACACAGAUAACAUCACAAACUGCUCCCGGUGGGUGUCAAGAGGCCACACCAGUUCCUGACCUGCCCGCAUAUACUGUAUUCUUUGCAUGAGAGCAGAGAGGUCGUUCUUUCACCUUGGUUUAUUAAUAGGGUGAAAAAGUUUCCCAAGAGCAUAAAAACACAGGUUCCUAUUGUUAGUCUUAACAUUUGGUUUAUUAGACCAAUAUUCAGUGGUUAAAGUAGAGUUUGCAGUACCGUGGUUCUUAUGCUUUGUAAACCACUUAGAAGCUUAUUUUGGAAUUAAGAAAUAACUCAUUAUUGUCAUUGCUGUUAGUUUAGUUUGUUAAAUUUCACCAUCGAUGCCCACUUAAAAAAUCCCCAAAGCAAUUUCUUAUUGUUAAUAAUAAUCUGUUACAGACAGCUGGGUCAUCCAAAAGCGAACCUUCCUGGCUAAAUGUGGGCACGCAAGGACCUAACAGAGUUUCCCUGUUUUCCGUUUGUUACAUCCAGUGAUUAUUCUUCAUUCAACCCUACUCAGCAACAGCUGUAACUGGGGGUCAACAAAAAGAGAUGUUUUGCCACUCCUUUGGAGUGGUCCGGGUGUCCCCAGAUAGAACGCACUGAUGAUGAUGAUGAUGAUGAUUAUUAUUUAUACACCGCCUAUCUGGCUGGGUUUCCCCAGCCACUCUGGGCGGCUUCCAACAAAGUAUUAAAAUACAGUGGUCUGUCAAACAUUAAAAGCUUCCCUAAACAGGGCUGCCUUCAGAUGUCUUCUAAAAGUCUGGUAGCUGUUCUUCUCUUUGACAUCUGGUGGGAGGGCGUUCCACAGGGUGGGUGCCACCACCGGGAAGGCCCUCUGCCUGAUUCCCUGUAGCCUCACUUCUUGCAGUGAGGGAACCACCAGAAGGCCCUCGGUACUGGACCUCAGUGUCCAGACUGGACAAUGGGGGUGGAGACGCUCCUUCAGGUCUACUGGGCCUUUGAGGCCGUUUAGGGCUUUAAAGGUCAGCACCAACACUUAGAAUUGUGCUGGGAAACGUACUGGGAGCCAAUGUAGGUCUUUCAAGACAGGUGUUAUGUGGUCUCAGCAACCGCUCCCAGUCACCAGUCUAGCUGCUGCAUUCUGGAUUAGUUGUAGUUUCCGGGUCACCUUCAAAGGUAGCCCCACAUAGAGCGCUAUGAUCCUUUCCUUAUCUUCACUCCCUGUGCCGUGCACUAAAUGCAUCCCUUGUGCCAGGCAAAUGAAGCGUGGUCUGUACGUGAUGCCUGCGUUUAACCUCGUUCUGAAGCCCGGCUAUCAGCUGCUAGGAUACUGUAGACAGCAUAUGGUACUGCUGGCAAAGGACGUUCACAUCUGAAAUGUGCAUUUGUGAGAGUGUAACGCCAUCAGUGUGUUUUAUUCCUUGCAGUGUUUUUCUCCAUGGGCACAGUGGCUACCAUGCAAUAUCAGCUCGCCAGCCUGCCAUUGAUAACUUCAAACUACGUCGCGCUGGAAUUCAACGUAAGGAGCGUGUGUGACUGCAAAGCCCCCCUGCCCAGGGUCUUUCUCCCCCUGAAGGGAAGCUGAGCUCCAUACAAAACAUACACAGAGGAGAUCUGCCUUCCACUCAGAAUUAACCUAGGGAAUAUUCACAGUCAUGGGAUGUUGCGCUGGCUGCUUGCAAAAAUAAAAUAAAAAUGGCUCUUUUUAAAGGAUUAACCCAACCAGUUUGGUUGGCGGCCGUUAGCCGUGGCAGCCAAAAACGGCCAGUUUCAACUCACCAAUCCCACUAGCCUGUGCUAGGACUUCUGAUAGCCCAACAGGGCUUCCUUCCUCACCUGCACCCUUCCCCCACCCCCAAUUGAUGAGGGGUGUUGGGACAACCCCCAGAACAUCUCAUGGGUGGAGGAGAGAUAUUUUUGCGUUCUUAGAUGGGUAUAUUCAGCGUGUCAGGAUAUUGCUGGGAUCCAACUCCCAGAUACCAGAAUUCCAAGAUUCUAGAGAGUGAUAAAGGUAAAGGGACCCCUGACCAUUAGGUCCAGUCGCAGCCGACUCUGGGGUUGCGGCGCUCAUCUCACUUUAUUGGCCGAGGGAGCCGGCGUACAGCUUCUGGGUCAUGUGGCCAGCAUGACUAAGCCGCUUCUGGCGAACCAGAGCAGCGCAUGGAAACGCCGUUUACCUUCCCGCCAGAGCGGUACCUAUUUAUCUACUUGCACUUGGACGUGCUUUCGAACUGCUAGGUUGGCAGGAGCAGGGACCGAGCAACGGGAGCUCACCCCGUCACGGGGAUUCGAACCGCCGACCUUCUGAUCAGCAAGUCCUAGGCUCUGUGGUUUAACCCACAGCGCCACCCGAUAAAGUGAUAAAGGCUACCAUUAUUUUGAGUAACAGCGCUGUGCUUUUCGCUCUUUCUCCAACUGCUUUCCAGAUGAUCAUCCGAACUGGGGGACGAUACAUUACCCUCCCUGUCGGCGCAGGGCCUGUCACCCUCCCUGUCUUGCAUCACCAUGGUUUCUGCCUAGGGAUGUCUCAGGCAAGCCUGGAUGCCAUCCUCAUGGUUCUGAUCCAGAUCCGGGUGCAAGAGUUCAUUUCCACCCCGGAAGUGGUGAGUGGCGGCACGUCAGGGUUGCAAAUUUCUCUGCUUGGUUCAUCAAAAUUUGCAGGUGGAGGCAGAGACUGAGUCAUGUGACCCCAGCACCCAGCUAACCUUUCGCCUUUGGGUGCAGAAGAGGACGUUUACCUUUCCUUUAUUUUUCUAAUCCUUUUUAUUUGAUUUUACAAAUACAAAAUUAUAACAGUCCAAACGUAUUUCCAUAGAUAGAUAGAGAUAGAUAGAUAGAUAGAUAGAUAGAUAGAUAGAUAGAUAGAUAGAUAAUUUAUUACGGUCGGAGACCAGCUUAUAAAACACACUUGGGGGUACAUUCCCAGAAAGAUAGCAAACAGUUAAAACAAUGUACAACAAUAAAUUUAAAAUUUAUAAAUGCGAUAAGCAUACAGACACUUAGAACUUUAAGAUAUUCCACAUAUAGAGAUUACUCUGAAUCUCGCGACUUCCCCCCAUUUCCUCCGUGGGUCUUAUUAUCAACAUUUACAACUGCAUAUUAUUCCAUAAUCUAUAUUGUAAAUCAAUCCAUAUAAUCCAUGGUAUUUGUACAUUACAAGGGAGAUUAAAAUUCUGCUGAUGUUUCCAUCUGCUUGCAGUGGUCUCUUAAAUAACUGACAAAUUUUCCCCAUUCUUUUUUAAAGUUGUAAUAAUAAAUAAUAGACCUUUAUUGUCACUACACCACCUGUGUGCAGUGAAAUUAAAUGAACCCCCCUACCCCCUACCCCCUGCACUUAGUCUUGUUCGCGCUCUGUGUGCAUGUCAGAAUUCAAAUGCACCACUAUUUUAUUUUAUUUUUAAGUUUUUGUCCUGUUGGUUCCCGAGUUUUCCAGUCAGUUUUGCCAUUUCGGUGUAGUCCAUCAGCGUAACUUGACAUUCCUCUCUGGUAGCAACUUUGCCUCCUUUUCAUCUCUGGGCUAUUAGCAUCCGAACAGCUGUUGUCCCAUACAUAAAAAGUCUUUUCUGAACUUUUGGGAUAUCGGUACCUAAAAUUCCUAACAAAAAAAGCUUCUGUUUUUUUAAAAAAAGGUUAUUUUAAACAUUUUUAGUAGAGGGCGCUUAUCUAUCCUGUUGCCAAUGUUUAUGCACAUUUCUAUUGACAGUGCAGCAGCUUUUUUUAAAGAAAGAUUUCAUUUAUGUAUUCACUAAAUUUAUAUCCCUCCCUUCCACCAAAGGAGCCCAGGAAGGCAAACAUGCCAAUGCCACAACAUUAUGUUAAAACAUCUCAACACAGUUAAACGCUUUCCGCCAUCGGAUGGCUGGGAAUAAAAGAAUGAGAGGCCUCGUGUCACCCUUCAUCGCAGAAAGCAAAAUGGAUUCAGAUGUUCCUUCUGCUAUGUCCUUAGGGAAGGGCGUUCUGACACCGUCAGAGCACCCCAUGAACUACCUUGCAUGCUGGAGGGUCAAAGUGAGAGGGUCUUUGCAGUGCAACAACGACCCACUUAAUUUAAAUGAAGCUUUUAUAAUAAUAAUAAUAAUAAUUUAUUAUUUAUACCCCGCCCAUGUGGCUGGGUCUCCCCAGCCCCCCUGGGCGGCUUACAACAAAGUAUUAAAAUACAGUGGUCUGUUAAACAUUAAAAGCUUCCCUAAACAGGGCUACCUUCAGAUGUCUUCUAAAAGUCUGGUAGUUGUUCUUCUCUUUGACAUCUGGUGGGAGGGCGUUUCACAGGGCGGGUGCCACCACCGAGAAGGCCCUCUGCCUGGUUCCCUGUAACUUGGCUUCUCGCAGUGAGGGAACUGCCAGAAGGCCCUUGGAGUUGGACCUCAGUGUCCGGGCAGAACGAUGAAGGUGGAGAUGCUCCUUCAGGUAUACUGAACCGAGGCCGUUUAGGGCUUUAAAGGUCAGCACCAACACCUUGAAUUGCGCUCGGAAACGUACUGGGAGCCAACGUAGGUCUUUCAAGACCGGUGUUUCAAGACCGGUUUCGACGGCCACUCCCAGUCACCAGUCUAGCUGCUGCAUUCUGGAUUAGUUGUAGUUUUCGGGUCACCUUCAAAGGUAGCCCCACAUAGAGCACAUUGCAGUAGUCCAAGCGAGAGUUAACUAGAGCAUGCACCACUCUGGCGAGAGAGUCUGCAGGCAGGUAGGGUCUCAGCCUGUGUACCAGAUGGAGCUGGUAAACAGCUGCCCUGGACACAGAAUUGACCUGUGCCUCCAUGGACAGCUGUGAGUCCAAAAUGACUCCCAGGCUGCACACCUGGUCCUUCAGGGGCACAGUUACCCCAUUCAGGACCAGGGAGUCCUGACCAUUAGGUCCAGUCGUGACCGACUCUGAGGUUGCGGCGCUCAUCUCGCUUUAUUGGCCGAGGGAGCUGGUGUAUAGUUUCUGGAUCAUGUGGCCAGACCUGCCCGCCUCCUGUCCCCCCAAAACAGUACUUCUGUCUUUUGAAAAGAUCUGCCAUUUUCAACACAACGCCAUUUUGUGCCAACAGUUCUCCGCUGCCAGCGAGCUGACGACCAUCGUUGCGUCUCUUCUGUCACAUCAAAAGGUGAGCGGAUGUUUGCUUUUAAGAAGUGUGUGCCUUGUUUUAUCUCCAAAAGCCAUACUGCAGAUAAGGAUAACGAUAAAAACCACCGAAGGAAAAACAAAAAAAGCAAGGUGGCAGCAAAUCACCCUUAGCAGGCAAAAUCCAACAAAAACAUUUAUUUAGGAAACUGCAGAGGUGUUCAUAAAGGGCAUAGCAGUCUUGUCGCAAGCAGCAGGAGCGAGGGUAGAAAAUGUGCAAAAAGCCCCCAGCACAAAAUUAUCAAAGGCUUGUUGAAGCAGACAAGUCUUUGGCCGGGCAUUUAAAAAGGGAAAGCAUUGCUGCAGGCAGCUGUGGUUGGUGCAAUGUGAGACUGGCAGGUGGAAGGCAAGGAGGCCAACAGUAGAGGGAGCCAGAGCCACAGAGAAGCAGAGCCAAUGCCCCCAUCUUCCUUUUCCCAGCUGAGUUCUGCUGAGGCCAAGGAAGAGCAGGAAACUGACCUACAGUUGCAUCCCCUAGACCAGGCACAGGAAACUCCGGCCCUCCAGAUGUUUGGGACUACAAUUCCCAUCAUCCCUGACCACUGGUCCUCUUAGCUAGGGAUGAUGGGAAUUGUAGUCCCAAACAGAGGGCCCGAGUUUGCCUCUGCCUGCCCUAGACCAGGGUUUCCCAAACUUGGGUCUCUGGCUGUUUUUGGACUACAACUCCCAUCAUCGCUAGCUAGCAGGACCAGUGGUCAGGGAUGAUGGGAACUGUAGUCCAAAGACCUGGAAACCUAAGCUUGGGAAACCCCGGCCUAGACUGGUUAUAAGUUAGGGAGGCAGGCAAUUGGGGGCAGGCUGAUGUUUGUGGGGCAGUGCCCUAUUUGCCUCAAUGAACCAGCCUCCACCAGCUGCAGGUCUGAGGGACCUUGGGGAAAAAUUCUGCAAUGGGUUGCCCCAGUGACUCGCCACAAGCACAUGCCCACGUACAGGCAUCUUUUAUUUUCGUCUGUCGGUCCAAUUUGUCCAUCGCUUUUUCUUGCCCAGCAAAGCAACUUACAGCCAAACAAACAGAUAAUAAUCCCCGCACAGAUACGUUAAAACCAGGAGAGAGAAACGCAUCAAAAAUAUCCUUUCUGCCUGCACCCUUCACAGUGCCCCAAGUGUCCGCUGAAGGCGCCGCUGAAAAUCACCAUCUCUUUGGUCGGGAUCCGGAGGAUUAUCCUGGAGCCCAAGAGAGCCGUCAUUGAGCUUUCCGUCGAGAUUGCCUUGUUGGCGAAAGGUCCGUCCGGGUCCCUCGUUGGGCUCUUUGUCAUGAAGGCCGUAAGUGUUGGAAUCAAGAGUUUUCUGCGUGGCUUGGCUUUCAAGUCCAGGGAAUGGCAGGGAGGAAGGACUUUUCCAGUCUCCCCACCAUCUGAGACGUUUUCCUCCCCCCUUGUCUGAUUGCAGAACUUAAAACUGAGUGUCCGUGCCUCUGUUUUCGGCGGCAGACUGAUCUUCACUACAAAACUGGCCAGGUAUCUUGCCUCACUGUUGCACGAUCGCUUAGGCUUGGGGAGUCGAAGCAGAGCAGGGGUGGACUUCUUUGCAACCCUUGGGAUGUUAUAGUGAAGGGGCCAUUAGAAUAUUGUUCUCUAUAUGAUCCCAAAAACUGUUUAAGGCGAGGUUUUUCCAGAGGGUUGAGGUUUUUCACCAGCCAGAAAAACAAGGCUUUUUCUUGCUUAAAUGUUACGGUGCAAAUGGGCCUCUCGUUGGAAUGUCUAGCUUAGGCAAUAAAGAUAAGAGCAAGGCUGAAUGGGCCCCAGUCAGGAGGAGGUAAAAUGCAGGAGACAAAGCCCCAUCUUAUUGCUAUCAGUAUAAAUCACAUGUUUCACAUUUGAACACGUGUUGAGGCUCAUGGCGUGGAGAGGCUGGUGCAGGAAGGAAAGGGGGAAAAGCCCAUGUAAGGACAUAGGAAGUUGCCAUAACUUUCGGUUUACAAGAAAUCAGGUGGCUUACAGGAGAUCAGGUGGUAUUCUAUUCUGCAAAUCUAUAUAAAGGGGGCGCACCCCGACUACUGUGUGCAGGUUGCGUACUGAUCGCCCUGUUUUGCAUAUGCACUUCAAAUAAAAAUCCUGUUAAUAAACUGCAAGGACAUUUUGCCACUUUGUGUGAAUCUGUGCUUCAGGGACCCAAUAGCAGAUAUGUGUGGUGCUUCAAUAGAGCGGACUUCCCCAACCUGGUGCCCUCCAGAUCUUUUGUACUAUAGCUCCCGUCAGCUGCAGUCAGACCCUGCUGCUGUGCGGUUGAGCUUGGAGUGAAAGAAGCCCAACAGUCUUGUCCAGACCAGAAAGCAAGCCUGACCUGGAACCAGAAGCCUUUAUAAGGCUCAAGGGAUAUCACCUCACUUACUCUGGUCUAUUGGGAUAAAGAGCCUUCAUCAUAAUAAUAAUAAUAAUAAUAAUAAUAAUUUAUUAUUUAUACCCCGCCCAUCUGGCUGGGUUUCCCCAGCCACUCUGGCUGGGCUUCCAAAAGAAAAUAUUAAAAUACAAUAGUCUAUUAAACAUUAAAAGCUUCCCUAAACAGGGCUGCCUUCAGAUGUCUUCUAAAAGACUGGUAGUUGUUCUUCUCUUUGACAUCUGGUGGGAGGGUGUUCCACAGGGCGGGUGCUACCACCAAGAAGGCCCUCUUCCUGGUUCCCUGCAACUUGGCUUCUCGCAGUGAGGGAACUGCCCGAAGGCCCUCGGAGCUGGACCUCAGUGUCCAGGCAGAACGAUGGGGCUGGAGAUGCUCCUUCAGGUAUACUGGACCGAGGCCAUUUAGGGCUUUAAAGGUCAACACCAACACUUUGAAUUGUGCUCGGAAACUUACUGGGAGCCAAUGUAGGUCUUUCAUGACCGGUGUUAUAUGGUCUCGGCGGCCGCUCCCAGUCACCAAUCUAGCUGCCGCAUUCUGGAUUAGUUGCCUGUGUGGCUGGGCGUCCAGCAGUUCCCUAUUUUGGCCAGUCCUGGGAAGCAGCAUGACGUGAAUUGUCACGUCUGUCCUUUCUUUUGGGAUGUAACUGGCUCACUUGGGUCCUCCAUGAUGUCUCUCUUGACCCUUAUGUACAACUUCUUCUUUCCACAGUCUUGAGCUGCUCCUGGUUUCUUCCCAAGUUGGACCUGUUAACGUAAGCUCUUUUCCAUUUAGUGAUUGACUGAAUUGAUUUGACGCCUUGAUUGCACCUUCCACAGGGACAAGAAUUGCUUACAGUAUUAAAGUAGAAGAAAUAGAGACACAGCUAGCUAGACAGAGAGACAAAUAGACAGAACAAUCUGACACGCAAACAUUUGCUUAAAUAGGGGACCCCCUAGAACAGGCAUAGGCAAACUCGGCCCUCCAGAUGUUUUUGGGACUACAACUCCCAUCAUCCCUGUCCACUGGUCCUGUUAGCUAGGGAUGAUGGGAGUUGUAGUCCCAAAGCAUCUGAAGGGCUGAGUUUGCCUAUGCCUGCCCUAGAAGCUUCAUCUUGGCCAUGGGAAGCCAUGCCAAACAGAGGUUGAGCAGUGUUUAUGGAAGGGAGAUGAAGUUUGGCUCCAGAGAGCCUCAGGGGGGUAGGGGCAGGACUCUGACUCAGGAGAGGGGGCCAGUAAUUUGUAGGGAAGUGUACCAGCCAGGAGACAAGAGUCGGAGGCAGAGGAAGCUUCAGGGCCAGAAGGUGGUGCACAGGAUGGGUCAGAAGAGGAGGAGGAAGCAGGUCUGGCAAGCGAAGGGCCAGGUGCUUCCCCUCCAUCUCCUGCAGCACAGUAUCCCAGAACCAGGAGGGGACUGAAGAGGGAAGAACAGAGGCAGUUUCCACACAGGUGUAGUCUCUGGCUGCAUGUGCACAGUCCGUUGGGGGGAGGUACAUAAACUGGUGGAGGGGGAGUGGUCCACUGUUGCUGCAAAUGCCCCAGUGAGCGCAAACCUGGGAAUAGCUGCCUAAAUGCUAAACUGGUUAGGGUGGAUAUUUGGAGCCAAAGAAGCGACUGCUAAGCUGUGGAUGGAAAGGAUCCUGACUCUGAAUGAAUUCCACUGGAGGACCCUUUUUUGCUGCCAUGCAAUUGACACAAUCUUCUCUAGAUCAUAUUUCCUGGAGAGGUGUUGAUUAUGGAGGCAUUGCAAACCACCCAAGACUUAAAUCUUCCAUGGGGAUCUAUCAACUCAUCUCACAAGAAGCAGUUGUUGAGGAGGUCAUUUGCACUGAUAGAAACCACCCCAGCCCAUGCACCUCAGAUAAAACGCCCCUCUUGAGCCGGAUCCAGUCUGAAUCCCCCUUGUGAUGGUGCAUACAUCCUCUGCCAGUUUGAUUCCUAGAUCACUGCCUCCGUUGUUCUGUCUUACAGGUCUCUGUCCUCGUGAAGUUGAUGAAGUUGCUUAUAGCAGAAACGUUUGUGCCACAAGUCAACGGUAAGGCAACUCAAGUCCCAUCUCUGGCACACCCUCUAUACAUGAAAAGCCCUCUCACACUUCCACAUGCGCUGUGCCUAGAAAGAACAGGUCCAAGUAGCUUUCCCUGUCCUGCUCCUUUUCCAGGGAAAACCCACCUAGCUCUAAAUCAGAGCAAAUGGCAAUCUGGAGAAAAUUCAAAUAGCUGUUUGCUCCGAUGGAGCACUAAAGAGCAGUUUUCCUUGGAGAAAGCAGCUGGAAGUACAGAUAAGCUCUAAUACUGAUCUCGACCUUCCCAUGUUCAUAGAGCCACAACUGCAACACCGAUGCAUAAGAGCGUUUAGAUUCUCCAUUUUUGGUUUUUUAUAUAUAUAAUUUUUUAUUAGUUUUUUUAACACACCAUUUUCAACAGUAAUUAAACAUAUUUUUACAUCUUACUCAAUUUUUUUAACUUCCAUCAGUCCUGUCUGAAAAUUUUCCAAUGUCAGCUCUUAGUAUACAUUUCUUAUUUUCCCUGUUACGUUUAAAACUCAGAAACCAAUAUCUCUAUUCUUUAUCUACUUUGUAGCACUUCAUAUAUUCCUCUUUACAAAACGUCUUGUAGUCCUACUAGCAUAAUUUGUUGGUUACAAUUGCUUUUCAAAUAGUUCAUAUACUUCUUCCAAUCUUCUGUAAAUCUCUGGUCCCGCAGGUUUCGAAUCCUUCCUGUCAUUUUGUCCAAUUCUGCAUAGUCCAUUAAUUUCGUCUGCCAUUCUUCUUUCGUUGGAAUUUCUUCUUGUUUCCAUUUCUGGGCUAACAAUACUAUUGCCGCAGUUGUUGCAGAUAAAAACAAUUUAACAUCUUGCUUAUCAAUAUCCUGGCCUAUAAUACCAAGUAAAAAUGCUUCUGGUUUUUUUAAAAAAAUGUGUUCUCCAUUUUUGUUGGUGCGUUUAUUUGUAUGUGGAUUUGGAUGGUGCCUUGUACGCCUCCUUUCGGCAACUCCUGCAGCCCAACUGGUGCCAAAGGUCUUGCUCUGCUUCCCUUUUGACCACAUCAGUGAGGCUGAGAGGGCGGUCUUGUUGUGUGAGCAUCCCAGGACCUCCAGGGACGCUGCCCAGCCUUGUGCCCCAGUGUGCUGGGCCCAGGGGUAACCCGAGUAAUGCGGUCCAGGUCUGGUCCCGAAUCCAAGGGUUCCGCGAAGAGCCAGUUAAACAGGGCCAAGGCAGGACACGAGGCAGGAAACCAGGCGAGGUCAGGCACAGGAUCACAGGCAGGAUCAGGCAAACAGCAACAUUGCUCCCGCAACCUGGGGCAGCGUCCAGCAGCGUUUUUUCUCUGUUGCGGCAGUCCUGAUCCCCCGGUGACUCACCUCCCUGUCUCACUCGAAGGUGAGCACUCCCCCUGCGAGUACUCAGGUCUCUCCUUCUCUCAGACCUCAGCCUCUGCAGCUCGGGAGACAUCGGUGGGUGACUAGACCCAGGAGCCGCCUCAGCCUCUCCUGACCCAACCGGUAGUGGAGCAGCUGUAAGUGAUGGCCCAGCUGGAGGCAACAAGGUCAUCCCCGCAUCUGGAGCCAGGGCAGGCUCAGGCCCCUGACUCGGCCCAGCUGGUGCUUGUUGCAGGGGAACCUGUGCAGACUGGGGCUCUUCAGGAUCAGGCCCCAGACUUGGUUCAGAUGCUGUCUGAGGCAAAGGAUCCGGUGCGGACUGAGACUCCUCUGGUUCCGAGUCCGAGCCAGAGUCCCAGGCCAUCACACCCGGGGAGAUCACUUCAGUGUUGCUAAUGCAGCGGUUUGCCUUGCCUAGGCCAAUGAAAAGUUUUGGGAAUGCUGGUCUAGACUAUGGCUCAGACAUGACCAAAAGAAAAUGCUCCUCUCUGCUCUUCUUUGCUAUUGUGCUUAUUCUGGUUGCCUUUUUCAGAGUGCCUGGACGUCGGGAUCCCUCUGCCUCCAGUGCUGCACAUUCGCUGGAAUUAUCCAGCGAUUCACUUUACACAGGUAAGUCUGCCAGUGAUACCUUCCUUCCAGCCACACAUCCAAACAUGUCUGGGCUCUCUGCUCCAUAUUCUCCCCAUUAGCAAAUCCCACACGUGAGAUGCUUUUCCAUGAAUUUCCACAUGCUAGGACUACUGGACCAGCCAAAUAAUCUGCUUUCCAGGAGAAAUAUUCCUUAUAUAUAACUUCCCUAGCGGACCGUGUUCUCUACAGUGUAGCCCUGAUUCAGCUCUAGCUGUGGUAAACUAUGAGUAAGAACUAGUGGCUCUGGAUGGAGAUGCAUAUCCCAUAAUAAUAACAAAAGAUGGAGGUUAACAGAUUGAGGUUGAAUCCUGACAAGACAGAAGUACAGUGGACGCUCGGGUUGCGAACGUGAUCCGUUCGGGAAGCACGUUCGCAACCUGCAGUGUUCGCAAUCCGCAGUGCCAUGUCUGCACAUUUGCAGGUCGUGAUUCGGCACUUCUGUGCAUGCGCAAAGCGUGUUUUAGCACUUCUGCGCAUGCGCAAGUGCCAAAACCUUGAAGUAACCCGUUCCAGUACUUCUGGGUUUGGUGCGGUGCGCAACCCGAAAUCGCACAACCCGAAGCAUCUGUAACCCGAGGUAUGACUGUACUGUUUUGGGGGGACAGGGGGCGGGCUGGUGUGGGGGACUCCCUGGUCCUGAAUAGGGUAACUGUGUCUCUGAAGGACCAGGUGCGCAGCCUGAGAGUCAUUUUGGACUCAUAGCUGUCCAUGGAGGCGCAGGUCAAUUCUGUGUCCAGGGCAGCUGUCUGCCAGCUCCAUCUGGUAUGCAGGCUGAGACGCUACCUUCCCGCGGGCUGUCUCGCCAGAGUGGUGCAUGCUCUGGUUAUCUCCCGCUUGGACUACUGCAAUGCACUCUACGUGGGGCUACCUGUGAAGGUGACCUGGAAACUGCAAUUAAUCCAGAAUGCGGCAGCUGGACUGGUGACUGGGAGCGGCGGCCGAGACCACAUAACACUGGUCUUGAAAGACCUACACUGGCUCCCAGUACGUUUCCAUACUAGUCCAGCAGCCUGUUCUCACAGCAGCCAACCCAGCAGACAGCAGGAUCCAAGCGCAAGAGCACUCUCCCCUGCUGCAAUUCCCAGAAAUUCCCAGCAGGAGGACUUUAAAUAAAAUUACAAACUGAUGUGGAUAGCUGAUUGGGAAAAUGGAGAGGAAUUGAAAUGGAUAGAUUCUUCUAUCCCUAGUUUCCAUGGGCUGGAAUGCAGAGAGAAGGCAUGAAGACUGCUGGAUCUUCUGCUCUUCACUGCUUAGAGCUUCCUCCAGCACUCAGCUUCUUCCUAAAUUAUUUAGGCCUGUCCUAAUACGAUCCCCACCAUUUAUUUAUGGGAGUUGUUGUUUAGUCGUUUAGUCAUGUCUGACUCUUUGUGACCCCCUGGACCAGAGCACGCCAGGCCCUCCUGUCUUCCACUGCCUCCCGCAGCUUGGUCAAACUCAUGCUGGUAGCUUCGAGAACACUGUCCCACCAUCUUGUCCUCUGUCAUCCCCUUCUCCUUGUGCCCUCCAUCUUUCACAACAUAAGGGUCUUUUCCAGGGAGUCUUCUCUUCUCAUGAGGUGGCCAAAGUAUUGGAGCCUCAGCUUCAGGCAGGAUCUGUCCUUCCAGUGAGCACUCAGGGCCGAUUUCCUUCAGAAUGGAUAGGUUUGAUCUUCUUGCAGUCCAUGGGACUCUCAAGAGUCUCCUUCAACACCAGAAUUCAAAAGCAUCCAUUCUUCGGCCUUCUUUAUGGUCCAGUUCUCACUUCCAUACAUCACUACUGGGAAAACCAUAGCUUUAACUAUACGAAUCUUUGUUGGCAAGGUGAUGUCUCUGCUUUUUAGGAUGCUGUCUAGGUUUGUCAUUGCUUUUCUUCCCAAGAGAAAAUGCUUUUCUCCCAGAUGUCACCAUCUGUUAUUUAUGGGCAACAAUGAGCUAAACUUUUCGCUUUUCCAACGUCUGCAGGGGAUGCUGGCAUUGUGUGUGUGA